Doryrhamphus excisus (bluestripe pipefish) is the source of this 1228-nucleotide messenger RNA. The record is from RefSeq and is a predicted model, not a curated record. NCBI's taxonomy places the organism in Eukaryota, Metazoa, Chordata, Actinopteri, Syngnathiformes, Syngnathidae.
AUGGCGCUCAUGCUGUACAACAAACUCUAUGACGAUGAGGAGUACUUCCAUCGCCUCCGCAUCUUCAUAGAGAAUAAGAGGAUAGUGGAAGGCCAUAAUGCUGGGAGUCACUCCUUCACAAUGGGCCUGAAUCCGUUUUCAGACAUGACAUUUGAAGAAUUCAGGUAAUUCUUCCUUCCGCCAUGAGCCUCAGAACAUUCUUUAUGGAACCUAUUGCAGAACUGCUCAGCCACGGAGGGGAACCAUGACAGCAGGAGGGGUGCGUACCCCAAAGUUGUGGACUGGAAGGCCAAAGGCGACUAUGUGACUCCUGUAAAGAACCAGGGCCACUGUGGAAGCUGUUGGACCAUUUCCACUACAGGUUGUUUAGAAUCAGCGUACGCCAUCGCCACGGGAAAGCUCAUAUUUUUGUCUGAGCAGCAGCUGAUUGACUGUGCACGAGACUACGGGUAUUUAUUUAUUUCUACUGAUUUUCCAUGAAGUAGGAUUCCUUAUUUACCAAUGAAACUUUUUGUAGUUACAACAUAGAAAACCUGUUUUAACAUUACUAGAGCCCUCUAGACAUGAAAUAACACCCCUAUAGUCACCUCCAUGGUAGAUGCGGUAGCCUGGUUCAACCCUAUGACCUUUGGCUUUGAGGUGACGGCCGACUUCAUGCACUACAAGGAUGGCGUUUACACCAGAUGAGACAAUAAGCUCCAAGCCAACACGGUCAAUCACGCCAUCCUGGCCGUGGGUUACGGCGUUGACGACAACAAUGCAACGCUAUAUUGGAUUGUGAAGAACUCAUGGGGCACCGCCUGGGGAAUGGAUGGAUAUUUUAUGAUUGAGCGAGGAAAAAACAUGCGCGGACUGUCUGCCUGCGCUUCCUACCCUGUUCUGGUGGUUUGAAAGGUUACAUGGAGAUUGAAGAAUAGAUCCACACCAUAAAACACAUGCAACAGGACAAUGCUGCAACCACAUACGUAAAUACUGCGAUAUCAAACAAACAUGCUGCAAACACCCCCAAAACAACUGCAUGUAUGAAAGUUGGGGGGUGGGGGUCAGACCUGAGGGAUCCCCAUAUGCAUAAGAAAGCAAGAGUGUGUGCUACGAAGACAACCAACCAGUCACAAAGUCUUGGACAAAAAUGCUGCAAUGGAUUAUGUGUGUAAAAAGCUCAUAUAAAACUGAAGUUUUAUUGUAUUGCUUAUCCAUUGCAUGGAAGUUUAGUUUACAUUUUAAGACU